Molecule: messenger RNA, 3964 nt
Organism: Mugil cephalus (flathead mullet)
Lineage: Eukaryota; Metazoa; Chordata; Actinopteri; Mugiliformes; Mugilidae
Product: ceramide transfer protein-like
Exons: 18
Coding region: 551-2422 (623 amino acids)
Biological process (GO): ER to Golgi ceramide transport
Cellular component (GO): Golgi apparatus
Molecular function (GO): phosphatidylinositol-4-phosphate binding
Source: RefSeq, a predicted model, not a curated record
UCCUUCAGCCGAGUCAAGGCAAGCUAGUGUCACACAUAUAUUACCAGCUAUCGCUAACUGAGCUGCGGAACCUCAGUGGAGACGCAGUCCGUCUGUAGACUGGUGUUGAGGGCAGAAGGCCUCCGGUAUCGAUUACUCUUUCGGGCAGGUUAUCGUCUGCAGCGGAGAAUCUCCAACGGGAACUGACUCAAGUUGCUAGUUAAGUUGAUGCUAGCUAGUUGCGCAGAUUGACAGCUAACGCUAACUAAGUUAGCUCCUCUCAUUUGUAUUCGGCGUCAGUUUCAAAACAAAGCACCGCAGACCCGAGAAAUUGUUGCCCAGCUGUCAUCUCCAGACAAGCUAGCAUGGUCGAAGUCUGUCAAACCACCUGAGCCAUCCGGAUGAUCUUUUGUACUUUCGGUUAAUGCCCAAUCAACAUUGACUCACCGACGUUUCGGAUAAAUUUGGGGAAACUGUCUGCAGGUUUGAACUCCGGCAGCUCUCCGUAAGCUACGCGGUCGUGUCGCCGUUUAAACCAGUUUUUUAAGUUUUAUUUCAAACUUGGAGUUAAAUGUCCGAAAAGAGUUCGUCGUCCGGGUCGGACGAGGAUGUGGACCCUGAAUCCGGACAGCCCGAGGAGCUCGGAGGCGUUUUGAGCAAGUGGACGAAUUACAUACACGGGUGGCAGGACCGAUGGGUCGUGCUGAAGAACAACACUUUGAGCUACUACAAGUCGGUGGAUGAGCGGGAGUACGGCUGCCGGGGCUCCUUGUGCCUCAGCAAGGCUGUCAUCACGCCUCAUGAGUUUGACGAGUGUCGUUUUGACAUCAGCGUGAAUGACAGUGUCUGGUACCUCCGAGCCGAGGAUCCUGAGCACAGACACCAGUGGAUUGACUCUAUUGAACUGCACAAGGCCGAGUCUGGUUAUGGUUCAGAAACGAGUCUGAGGCGUCAUGGUUCCAUGUUGUCCCUCACCUCAGCAGCCAGCGCCCUGUCUUCCACAUCCACCUCUUCCUUCAAGAAGGGGCACAGGUUGCGCGAGAAGCUGGCAGAGAUGGAGACGUUUCGGGACAUUCUGUGCAGACAGGUGGACACCCUGCAGAAGUACUUUGACUCCUGCGCCGAUGCUGUUUCCAAAGAUGAAUUUCAAAGAGACAAAGUAGUAGAGGAGGACGAAGACGACUUCCCUCCCGGCACCAGAACCGAAGGCGAAUGCAAUCACAACAACAAUGGCAGCAAAGAGAAAUUGUUUGCCCCCGCCAGUCCCAAAGGUAUGAAUGGGAUCGACUUUAAGGGCGAAGCCAUCACCUUCAAGGCCACCACGGCAGGAAUCCUGUCCACCUUGUCCCACUGCAUCGAACUGAUGAUGAAACGAGAGGACAGCUGGCAGAAGAGGCUGGACAAGGAGCUGGAGAAGAGGAGGAAGCUGGAAGAUGCCUACAAGUCUUCUAUGAAUGAACUGAAGAAAAAGUCCCACUAUGGAGGCCCAGACUAUGAGGAGGGUCCCAAUAGUCUGAUCAAUGAAGAGGAAUUCUUUGAUGCAGUGGACGCCGCACUGGACAGACAAGACAAGAUAGAGGAGCAGUGCCAGUCAGAGAAGGUCAGGACAAAUCGACUGACUCCAGCUCCUUCUGUCGACGGCUACUCCACCAUUGGUACACACCGGUUUUCCACCAAGCCUCAUAGUCAUUCCUCUUCCUUGUGCUCUGUUGAGCUUGUCAGCGCUUCAGAUGACAUUCACAGAUUCAGCCCUCAGGUGGAGGAGAUGGUGAAGAAUCACAUGACUUACUCUCUUCAGGAUGUGGGUGGAGAUGCAAACUGGCAGCUGGUAAUAGAAGAGGGAGAAAUGAAGGUGUACAGGAGAGAGGUGGAGGAGAACGGUAUUGUCCUGGAUCCUCUCAAAGCUACACAUGCUGUGAAGGGGGUAACUGGACACGAGGUCUGCCAGUACUUCUGGGACACAGCUGUCCGAAUGGACUGGGAGACCACCAUCGAAAAUUUCAACGUUGUGGAAACGCUCUCCGAUAAUGCCGUCAUUGUUUACCAGACGCACAAGAGGGUGUGGCCCGCUUCUCAGAGGGAUGUAUUAUAUCUGUCCGCCAUCAGGAAGAUUGUGGCAACAAAUGAAAACGAUCCUGACACGUGGCUGGUGUGCAACUUCUCUGUGGACCAUGACAAUGCUCCUCCCACCAACCGGUGUGUUCGUGCCAAAAUCAAUGUCGCCAUGAUCUGCCAGACGCUGGUCAGCCCACCAGAGGGUGAUAAAGAGAUAAGCAGAGACAACAUCCUUUGUAAGAUCACCUAUGUUGCCAAUGUAAAUCCCGGUGGCUGGGCACCAGCUUCUGUCCUCAGAGCCGUGGCCAAGAGAGAGUAUCCCAAGUUCCUGAAACGCUUCACUUCCUACGUGCAGGAGCAAACUGCCGGGAAGCCCAUCCUCUUCUGAGCACUAAGAGAGGGCCGUGGUUUUCCCUCUGGAGGUGACUCUUGAUGACUACAGUUCCUGUUCGCCAGUCAGAACCUGCUUUCAGACUGCUACUUGCGGGGCAGCACUUCACCGGAAACCUGCGUGAAGACCGGACUGGUUUUACAGCUUUAAUGCAUCGGUAGAUCUCAUCCCAGCCGCGUUGUAAUGGCUUAGCGCCAUCUAUUGGUCGUGCCGCUGUUUGUAUGUAAUUUCAAGAGUGGUUUUUGAUUUAUUAUUUGCUCUCUUUUUUUUGUAAAUUGUUUUGUACAUUUCUUAUGAUUACAAACUAUUUGGGGGUUUCUUUAAUCACUAGUAUUACAGCUACUUGUUUCGCUGCUGCUAUAAAGUAACUACCGUAAGAGAGGAAAGUAACAAGCUAGAAACACGCAGGCGAGCUGUGGUACACUAUCUCCUCUUUAUUGCCUUCUCCUGUCCCUCUCGUGACAACUCUAUUUUUUUUUUUAUUUUUUUUUUAAAUUUGGAGUUUGAUGGGGGGUCAGAGCCUAAAGCUUUGAUAUCUUUAUAUUUCUAGAUUGUUCUAAAGUUGUUUUCAGAGAGCACAGUGGACACAAUGUAUUGUACAGAGAAAACGGUAAGUUUUCAGUUGGUUUACCAAUGUGAAAAAUGUGAAUUGACUGUUAAACGCUUGAAUUUGAUCACCCACGUGGGCCAAGGAUACACACAGACAUGAAUAGCGUAAUUAACUCAUGUUUGGCAAUAUUUUUGACAUGGCUGAACUGUGGUCUAUAGAUGCUACACUGCGGUCUAUUGUCAGCACGUAUCUGUCUCUAAACCGACGGAUAUUUUCUAUAGGCGGGCAGUGGCGUCUGGUAUGAAAAUUUCUCUCUUUCAUUGAGAGACGAGUGGAAACAUUUUGUACACUGUUGGUUUUUUCUUCGUUAUUUUCAGCCCCUGCUGGGGCAGGGAAUAAUCCGUCUGUCCCUUCACGAGGUUUUGUGAAUCAGCCCUGCUGCUUUUGUGCAGGAUGAGGUCUUCACCAUUCAGUCUCCGUCAUAAUGCUAAGAUUACAUUUCACAUCCCACACUACAGUGCAGAGGCCUCCUGCCCCCCCGCCCCCAUGACUGAUAAACUACCCCCAGAAUGCCUUAGACGCCGGGAUGGGCCCUAAACGUCCUGGCUCUCUCUACUGUACAGCCACCAGAUGUGCAUUUAUCAACACUGAAAUGAAGCUGGGGGAGCGGUCAGCAUUUCACAUCAUCUUACCUCAUUUAAAUGUUCUGAAGACUGUGUUCGAUGCCAUCAAAAGUCAGUAUAAUCGCCAGCAGUCUGAGGGGCUCAGAGGUGAGGAAGGAGCUGGAUUCGUUGUUUCGCUCAGAAUUACGAGAGCUAGAUCUACAAGCAAUGUCAGCUGAAGAAUGCAUUUAGUGUUUUUAAUUGUAAUACUUUGUCAGUAAUCUACACACACUUUGUAUAUUUCCAAGUUGUACAUCAGAAGUGUUAUUAUUUGCACUAAAUGUAAGGCAAUUUGACAAUGUUCUGUAAAUUAAAAUGAUCACACGA